Homalodisca vitripennis (glassy-winged sharpshooter) is the source of this 717-nucleotide messenger RNA. RefSeq lists its product as uncharacterized. The transcript has 3 exons. The record is from RefSeq and is a predicted model, not a curated record. Lineage: Eukaryota; Metazoa; Arthropoda; Insecta; Hemiptera; Cicadellidae. Bases 17 to 598 code for a protein of 193 amino acids.
AUACUCGCAGCUGUAAAUGCACGGUUUUCCUGGUGCAAAACCACAUAUAAACAAACGACGGCUCCCUCUUCUUCAGAAUACUAGUUGGUUCUUCAUCCGUAUACAUCUUACGUAUCGACUCUUUAUUUCAGUUGCCAUGGAGACAUCAAAACUAAUCAUACUUGGGCUACUAAUUGUGGUGCCGUCAAUCCUGGCCGAUUGCAUACCUGGUCCACCACCUGACUGCAGGUGGCACAUUGGAAUUGAUAGUGUGAGACCUCGAGGCUCUGUUGUCCACGGUCACGCCAACAUCCCGAUACAUCAGAGCCCCUCUAGCAGCUCACAUGCUCAAGUCCACGGGUCGAGGGUGUUCGGAGGACCGCAGAACGGAGCGCAGACUGUCGGCGGUAAACUGAACUACCAACACAGUAACGGUCUGCACGGCAGUGUGGGAGCUACACACACAAGAGGGGUGGGCAACUCCUUCAGUGGCACUGUAGGGACCAGCGGGAAGUUGGGGCCUGGCACUUACACGGUAGGGGGUGGAGUUAACACACUACCUGGGUCUAGUAAGGUACAAGGACAGGUUGGAGCCACCUACUCUGUACCCUUACCGUAAAGGUUCAUUAUAUAUUGUGAUUUAUAUUUAAAUUGGUUCAUAACAAUUUCCUGAAAAUUAGGUUAAUUUAUGAAUGAUGUUAUUCUACAUUAGAAUAAAUAAAUUAUUGUAAACAAAAA